GCUGCUCACAGUUUCAUAUUUCAUAUUCCAUCAGUCGUGUGCCCUCCAAACGAAAAUGGCGGUCAAAAAGUGGUCACCACGCAACACGUCCUCAAUGUCGAGAACCGCUUCAGCGAACAUCAUUAUUGCUGUGCUGAAGGCACUAGGCUAUUGGCAAUGGACAAGAGACCCACACCAACCAUACAUCGAAAAAGUCGAACGUGCAUACCGCAUUGUGCUGCACACAACGUUACCAUUCACUUUCAUUGCGUUAAUGUUGACGGGUGUGUUAUUAUCGCGGGAUCUCGAUGAGAUCGGCAGUAUACUACACGUAUUGCUAACCGAAUUCUCCUUGAUCGUAAAGACAUUGCAUAUUUGGCGAAAAGGUGGCGUAGCCUGGCGCUUUAUGCACGAAGUGGCCAACGAUCCCAUAUACGAUUUGCGCCAACAAUCCGAGUGGACCAAAUGGCAGCAGGCCCAGCGUUCGUUUGCCAUCGUUUCGAACACAUAUUUUGUGGCCGCGACCACCGUUGUCGUGUUCGCUUGCAUCGGUGCCAUGAUGACACCAGCCGAUGUCUAUGUUUUGCCAAUGAACAUUUAUGUGCCCUUCGAUUGGCAUCAUCCGCGUAGGUAUUGGUAUGCAUGGACCUAUAACACCAUUGCCUCAUUGAUGACAGCCACCGCCAAUGCUAUGUUGGACUUGGUAAACUGCUACUUUAUGUUUCAUCUGUCAUUGUUGUACAAAUUGAUUGGUUGGCGUCUGAGCGCUUUACGGCGAAGUGCAAACGAACCACCAGUGAUUGAGCAAAUGUCCGAGAUCUUUCAAAUGCAUAUGAAAGUAAGAAGAUUGACGACUGAGUGCGAGACUUUGGUAUCUAUUCCGGUUUUUUCGCAAAUUAUUCUCAGCUCUUUCAUACUCUGCUUUUGUGGCUAUCGGCUGCAGCAAAUGGAGAUCAUGGAAAAUCUUAGCAUGCUUUUUAGUACAGUUGAAUUCGCCACAGUGAUGGCUGUGCAAAUCUUUUUGCCCUGCUACUUUGGCAAUAAGGUAACCGAGUCCUCAGAUGCUUUGACAGAUGAGAUCUUCAACUCGGAUUGGACAACAUUUGAUGUGCCGACGCGCAGAUUUAUGAUUUUAUAUAUGGAACUUUUGAAAAAGCCAGCUAAUUUGAUGUCUGUCAACUAUUUUAUAAUUGGCGUGGAUAUUUUUGCAAAGACCAUGAAGAAUGCCUACAGCAUUUUUGCGUUAGUCCUCAACAUGAAUAAUUAAAGGAAGUAGGUAUACCCGUGUUCGUUAAGUGUAAUUACUUCGAAAUGUCGAAAUCUUCUAUUUCUCUUUAACUCCGCCUACAAAUCUGAUAAACUGAAAAUAACAUUAACUCUUUAUUGAAGAGAAUUUUUUUUUCAAUUACUAUAGUAUAAUUCAAACAGUUAAUAGAUAACUGUUUAUUAAUAAAUAAACUAGUGCACUGAGACUUCAUAGAACACUUCAA
Molecule: messenger RNA, 1469 nt
Organism: Bactrocera dorsalis (oriental fruit fly)
Lineage: Eukaryota; Metazoa; Arthropoda; Insecta; Diptera; Tephritidae
Product: odorant receptor 94b
Exons: 4
Coding region: 56-1246 (396 amino acids)
Biological process (GO): detection of chemical stimulus involved in sensory perception of smell; sensory perception of smell
Cellular component (GO): plasma membrane
Molecular function (GO): odorant binding; olfactory receptor activity
Source: RefSeq, a predicted model, not a curated record